AUGGCGACUAUCAACACCGAAGCACUUCAGGCAGACUUUGAUGCAUUUGAAAUUUCUGAGGAGCUUGGAUUUAUCCUCAAGGAGCCACUGACGAACCUUCCAGACUAUUACCGGGUGUGGCUGGACCUGGCAAAUAAUCUCACACCUCUGAUAGAGUCACGUAAACUACGGGACCUGGUUCACGAGAUGCCGGUGUUGAGUCCCCAUCUCUUGAGCAGCCACAGGGAGCUCAGGCUGGCUCGGCUUGUGCUGGGGUUCAUCACCAUGGGGUACGUGUGGCAGGAUGGACGACAUGCACCUUCUCAGAUUCUCCCUAAAGCUCUGGCCUGGCCCUACUGGCUGGUGUCUCGCAGACUUGGACUUCCACCCAUCUUAACUUAUGCAGAUUCAGUUUUAGCCAACUGGAAAUUAAAGGACCCCAAAGGGGCAAUGGAAAUUGGGAACAUGGAUUUGAUCGUUUCCUUACCCGGUGAGGAGAGUUGCAGGGGAUUUUUCAUUGUGUCGUUAUUUGUCGAGAUGGCCGCUAGUUCAGGCCUAAUGGGGGGACUGAUGGUGAUGCACGCAAUGAAAACCUCUGACCUCAAUGGCGUACAGAAGGGUCUCAUCAAAGUGACUCAGUCUUUGAGGAAGAUGAAGGAAACUUUCAAACUCAUGCAUAAUCACGUAGAUCCGACUGCGUUUCAUGGAAAAUUGAGAAUUUUUUUCUCAGGGUGGGGAAACAACCCGUUGCUUCCAACAGGGCUGUUGUAUGAAGGUGUGAGCAAUGAGCCAAUUUCGUUAUCAGGCUGCAGUGCAGCCCAGAGUUCAGCCAUUCAGUGUUUCGAUGCUUUGCUGUGCAUCCGGCAUGAAGAUGAGACAGGGGCCUACCUGACACGCAUGAGGGAUUACAUGCCUCCUGCCCACCGUCAGCUGGUAGAGACUCUCUCUGUUCUUCCACCUCUGAGAGACUUGAUCUCCUCCUGCUCCAGCUCUGAUCUCUGCCAGGCCUACAAUACCUGUGUGUCUGCGCUGGUGGAUUUACGGAGCUACCACCUCAAUACUGUGACCAAGUACGUCGUCAUGCCUGCUAACCAGGCCCGAGCCGUGAGCUGCCCGCUCAGAGGCGUGGCUACUCUCAAAGGGACUGGUGGAUCCAACCUCAUGGUCUUCCUCAAGAGUGCUCGUAACAAUACACAAAAAUCCCUGAUCUUAGAGACAUCACCUGUGUCAAAAGAAACCGAAAUAUCAAAAUAA
Molecule: messenger RNA, 1233 nt
Organism: Limanda limanda (common dab)
Lineage: Eukaryota; Metazoa; Chordata; Actinopteri; Pleuronectiformes; Pleuronectidae
Product: indoleamine 2,3-dioxygenase 2-like
Exons: 11
Coding region: 1-1233 (410 amino acids)
Biological process (GO): 'de novo' NAD+ biosynthetic process from L-tryptophan
Cellular component (GO): cytoplasm
Molecular function (GO): heme binding; indoleamine 2,3-dioxygenase activity; metal ion binding
Source: RefSeq, a predicted model, not a curated record